Messenger RNA from Branchiostoma belcheri (Belcher's lancelet), 2908 nucleotides. RefSeq names its product retinal guanylyl cyclase 2-like. Lineage: Eukaryota; Metazoa; Chordata; Leptocardii; Amphioxiformes; Branchiostomatidae. The record is from RefSeq and is a predicted model, not a curated record. The transcript is spliced from 19 exons. The coding region runs from base 1 to 2877 and encodes 958 amino acids. Gene Ontology annotation, biological process: intracellular signal transduction; receptor guanylyl cyclase signaling pathway; protein phosphorylation. Gene Ontology annotation, molecular function: peptide receptor activity; guanylate cyclase activity; ATP binding.
AUGUCGUACCACAUGUACUACACCGGGUGCACGCCGGCAGAAAGACUGGCAACGUUCGUGGCGACAGCGGGAGGCCAGCUAGCGGCAGACGCUUUCAUCGGGCCCGUGUCUACGACAGUCUGCACACCCGCAGCACAACUAGCAACAGCCUGGAACAAAGCCAUGGUGUCCUGGGGCUGCCUGAAGAGUGAACUGACCAAACUACCCACAUUCACGCGUCUAGUUCCCUCGUCGCGCCGUAUGGCAGAGGCUGUGGCCGAGGCUAUGAAGUAUUUCUCUUGGAUGCACGCAGCUUUGUUGUUUACGUUCUCCACCCUGUAUGAUUCUGUGAUCACCAUGGCAACGGCGAUCAACAACACCAUGCCUGGUCACCGCGGUACAGACGGCCUGACCAAUGGCACCGCGAUAACAAGGCGCAUGCGCGAGGUGGAGUUUGAGGGGUUGUCAGGAAGGGUGUCGUUUGACCAAUCAGGGGAGCGGAUGUUCAACUUCGCCCUGAUGCAGCAUCCAAUGGACGGCGGGAGUCCAGAAACGUUAAUUAUGUUGGAAGCGUCAUACCUGGAUGGCAGUACCCUGCAGUACCGGGGUGUUCAGCAAGAUGGAGUUCUUGAGACGGUACUUCUGCCUGGACCGGACCCAGCCUGCAAGUUUGAAGGAUAUUGUGAAGACCCUACAAGCAAUAACAGUGUUGUGGUGGUGGGGAUCCUGGUCGGUGUCUUUCUGACAGUCCUAGCCUGCGUGGCCUCAGCAAUACUUUUCAGUAAGCUGUAUAUGAAGAGCCAGAUGAGAGACAGACCUGCACUGGCAGGGAUUGAGAGCACCAAGUCUCGCCCUCAGUACCGCACAGAGGAGCGCGGGCUCGGAAUGUGGCGACGAAAGUCUAAAUCCAAUGCGAUGCUUAAUUGUCUGUCCCAACAGAUGCGUGACCUGCACAGUGAAAACUUGAAUCCGUUCAUGGGCUGCUACACAGAACCCGGGAACCAGGGGAUCGUUACUGAACACUGCUCCAGGGGGAGCCUAGAGGAUCUGAUCCGUAAUGAAGAGAUGCAGCUGGACUGGGUGGUGAAACAGUCCUUAUUGACGGAUCUGGUCAGGGGCAUGAAGUACCUCCACAACAGUACCAUCCAGGUUCACGGCAGGCUGAACUCUCGGAACUGUCUGAUCGACAGCCGCUUCGUCCUGAAGAUCUCCGACUACGGUCUACCCGACCUGCUGGCGACACAGAAGGAGAGCCGCAAGGAACAGAAGGAAACAGAAAGCAGGGCAAAAGACCUCCUGUGGACUGCCCCAGAGCUGCUGAGAGACCCUGUCCUGAGGAAGGCGGGCACACAGAAGGGAGACGUGUACAGUUUCGCCAUUAUCUGUCAGGAGAUCAUCCUCAGGGGACCGCCGUUCUGCAUGCUCAGCCUCUCCGCUCAAGAGAUCAUAGCCAAGGUGAAGAAGCCCCCUCCCCUGUGCCGGCCGUCAGUCACAGCUAGCUCCGCCCCUCAGGACUUCAUUAACAUGAUGAAGCAGUGCUGGACAGAGUUACCCGACAUGCGCACAGACUUCAACCAACUGUAUGAAGAGCUCAAAAUCAUCAACAAGGGGAACAAGAUAAACAUCGUGGACAACAUGUUUAAGAUGCUGGAGCAGUACUCCUCUAAUCUGGAGGACAUGAUCCAGGAGAGGACCAAGGCACUGGACGAGGAGAAGAAAAAGACCGAGGAGCUACUGAGUCAGAUGCUGCCAAGUUCUGUGGCUGACAACCUGAAGCGGGGACUGCCGGUUAAACCCGAAGCUUUCACAGAGACGACGAUCUACUUCAGCGACAUUGUCGGCUUCACCACCAUCUCCGCCAUGUCUGAACCCAUGCAGGUCGUGGACCUACUGAACGACCUCUAUACGACCUUCGACGACGUCAUACGGAACUACGAUGUUUAUAAGGUUGAGACGAUCGGCGAUGCCUACAUGGUUGUGUCUGGUCUCCCCGUGCGGAACGGGAACAGGCACGCGGGGGAGAUUGCCACCAUGUCCCUGGACAUCCUCCACGCGUCCGGCCUGUUCACCAUCAGACACAUGCCGGACGUACCGCUCAGGAUACGGAUCGGCUUACACUCAGGUCCUGUAGUGGCCGGGGUUGUCGGCAUCACCAUGCCGCGGUACUGCCUGUUCGGAGAUACCGUCAACACGGCGUCACGGAUGGAAUCUACGGGGAUGCCCUUCCGGAUACACAUGAGCCAGUCUACCAUGUCCUUACUACACCAGCUGGGGGAGUAUAAAUACGAGCCUCGAGGAAAAGUACUACUGAAGGGUAAAGGUCACAGAACAACGUACUGGCUGACGGGAAAGGAAAACUACAACAAAGAGCUGCCCGACCCCGGGACGGACACUGGAGAGAACCAUGGUCUCGACGUCGUGCUCAGCGCAGACCAGAUGACUCGCCCGUGGUCCGUCAACAAAAACAACGAUAACACAGAACCGAGUCCCAACAACCAAAGUCACACAGAGCACACACAAGUACAGAAGCUUCAUAUAGAAGACAUCACGGAAGAAACACUAACGGAAAUAACAAACAACCAAACACAAGAUGAAAAUACUCAAGCCGACCAAAGUGUUGUGAAAGUUAAUACAAACACGGUAGAACCUAUAAGUAAGUGUUCCAAAUGCACAACUGAAAACGUCUGUGACAGAUGCAAGAAUUUGGACCCGAUUGAAGAAGAAGUUGAAAAAUUGAAGAAUGUUUUGACGAGAGGAGAGAGCAAGACGUUUAAUAAAACCGGCUCGGACCAAGAUGGCGACCCCGAUAACCAGCGGAACUCCUACUCCAGUGGGGACAGCACGGACUCUGGAAUAGCCGCAGGAAAAUCUGCUCAAACGUCGAUAGACAUGGGCUGAAAUGUCGCUUUUUGGCAACACCUGAGGGGUG